AAGAAAGACAACCACGGUAACGGACCAAUCGAGACGGCAAAAGCACUGCGUAUCUUCUACCUGUUAGAGCCAUCGAUUGAUGUGGAGAGUUGGAUUGACACAUUCUUGGAGCACAUGGCGACCUAUCGUGUUAACUCAUCCUCAAGGCUCUACUGGACCUCGUCAAAGAGUUUGACAAGUGAAAUGGAGCGCAACAGCACGCUGCUGAUUCCCUUCAUGCCGUGGGCGGCGACGUUUUUACUGGUGUUCUGCAUGGUCGCCUGCUCGUCCAGAGAUGUUGUUAGGUACUGA
Ostertagia ostertagi is the source of this 291-nucleotide messenger RNA. The record is from the annotation of a GenBank genome assembly. Lineage: Eukaryota; Metazoa; Nematoda; Chromadorea; Rhabditida; Trichostrongylidae.